AUGGCUUUGAAACGCCCGUUUGAUGGAAUUACAGAGUCUGCAAACGCAACAUCCCUCUUGAAGCACGAUGAAUUACGUAAGUUAAACGAAAAUUUUUAAUAAACUCACAAUACGUUUAGCUUCAUUUUGGGAUGCCACACCCGCAGCAGGGACCUCAGCACAAAGCGAAGUCGGUACUGGACCAGUAGAAGACGAGCUGAAUGUCGAGGAACCAAAGAGGAAGGUGCGCCGAACCGCAACGGUGUGUACAGGUCCAAUGGCGACUCCGCUGGAAAGCUUUACGACCUCCGGCCGUCAUGUUUCAGUUGGAACGUCGCAGAGAAACAAUCCGAUCUACUACACAGCCAGCUACCGCUACAAAGGUUUUGGAUACAAGUUCUGCAAGCACAAGACCAACAAAGCAGGUACAUCCGUUCGUGUCGUAUGCUUUCAAUGCAAGUUGCUUGGAGCCAAGUCGAGGAACACCGUCGACACCACCACUAUGAUGUUGAAGACGGACCCUGAUGAGGGCGAGCACAUCUGCAUGGAGCAAGGACACGGUUUUACCGUUACCAAAUUGUUGAUGGAGCAGCAAAUGCGGUGAGUACUGAGGAACACUUUCAUAUCAUGUUUGUUUCAGGUCGAUAAACCAGUUGGUGAAAAAACUUCCAAAUUCCAUAACACCUCAGAAGGGAACCGAGAUGAUCUACAACAAGCUUAAGGAAUGCUUCGAAGGGCACCCAGAACAAAGUAAACUGCUUGCCAAACUCAAGACAAACAUCCGUCAAAGAAUGAUGUACCACGCUAACACAUCGACUAGAUCUGAAGAGACUGUCCCGACGUCCUGGGAAGACGACUGUCGCGAAAUAAUGGAGCACGCCGUUCACCAAGGCAAUCAGGACGAAGGUGCACCGCAAGGGGACAUUCAUCCCAUGCCAGAACCUAUCACAGAUAAAAACGUUCCUGACUUUGACGAUGAAGCAUUAAAUGAUGCACUCGAAGCCAUUGUCUCUGUUGCGUUGAAGCAGGAAGGUAAGUCACAAUUUUAUUAACUUUUUGAUGGCUGGGGGCUAAUAGCCAAGAAGAAAAAUUUUGACUGAAACGCUUUUUGAUUUCCCUAUCGAAAAAUAAUGUUUUUCUAAUGUUGCAGUCGACUUUUUGGAUAGACUGCUCGGAAACUGACCAAGUUAUAUGUUUUCGACUAACCCGGUUGUUCCUCUUUUGUUUGACAUGCAAAAUGUUGGUGUUUAUUGCUGGAGAACUUGUCGAAUUUUUUCUUAGGACCCAUGUGUAACAUCAAAUCGGAAAACUUGGCAAAUGCACUUGCAAGAAACUUGUUUUUUUUUGAGACUCGGUGAAAGAUUACGGUGUGUGCGAGCUGAAAAGCCCUAGUUGAAUCAAAUUAAAUAAAGUUCUCCUGGGAAAAGUAGUCUCGUACCGACUUCUCAAAAAAGGAAGAUAAUUUAAGAAAUUUGAACAGGCUUACAUCGUAAUCUGUUCCGCCUACUCCCUAAAAGGUGAGUUUCUUGCAAGUGCAUUUGCCAAGUUUUCCGAUUUGAUGGUAUACAUGGUCCUAAGACGCUCGACAAAAAAUUAGACAAGUUCUCCAGCAAUAAACACCAACAUUUUGCAUGUCAAACGAAAGAGAAACAAUUGGGUUAGUCGAAAACGUAUAACUUGGUCAGUUUCCGAGCAGUCUAUCCAAAAAAUCGUCUGCAACAUUAGAAAAAUAUCCUUUUCGCGAGGGAAAACCUCAAUGCGAAGGAAGAAUGCACUGUGCAGUGCUUUCCCUUUCAAAAUAAUUCGUUAUAUGCGCACAGCACGUCCAUCCAAAAUAAAUAGAAGAAAAAAUUUCCCGCCCCUUUUUGGAGAUUCGUUCAAAACGAAAUGUCACUCUCCGAUAAAACGCAUUUUCUUAUCUUUCUUCCUCCUUUUCGAGAAAAAAAGCAAUUAUUUCGGGCGAAAAAAGUGCCGAUAAUUUCGCGACAUUUCGUCUCGCUUUUAAAUCAAUGAAAACGAUACGAAGUUUCGAAACGGUUCAGGAAAUGCGCUGGAUUGACGUGCACAGUGAUUUUUUCCUUCAUCAACCCAACGCAAAUGUUACGUUUAGUCCCGAUUUGCAACACGGUGUCUACUGAAGGAACGUCGGCACAAAGAGAACCCGGUGCUAGUCAAGCAGAAGACGAGCCGAAUGUCGAGGAACCAAAGAGGAAGCCGCGACGAACAGCAAUGGCCUGCACAGGUCCGAUGGCGACUCCGCUGGAAAGCUUCACGACCUCCGGCUGUCAUGUUUCAGUUGGAACGUCGCAGAGAAACAAUCCGAUCUACUACACAGCCAGCAACCGCUACAAAGGUUUUGGAUACAAGUUCUGUAAGCACAAGGCCAACAAAGCAGGAACAUCUGUUCGUGUUUUCUGCUUUCAAUGCAAGUUGCUUGGAGAAAAAUCGAGGAACACCGUGGACACACGCACUAUGAUGUUGAAGACGGACCCGGAUGAAGGCAAGCACGUAUGCAUGGAGCGAGGACACGGUUUUCCCAUCACCAAAGUGUUGAUGGAGCAGCAAAUGCGGUAAGAACUCAGAAACAGCUUAAUGUCAUGUUUUUUCUGUUUCAGGUUGGUAAACCAGUUAGUGAAAAAGCAUCCUAAUUCCAUAACGCCCGAGGAGGGAACCGAGAUGAUCUACAACAAGCUUAAGGAAUGCUUCGAAGGGCACCCAGAACAAAGUAAACUUCUCGGCAAACUCAAGACAAACAUCCGUAAAAGAAUGCUUUACCACGCUAACACAUCGGCUGGAGUUGAAGAGACCGUCCCAACGUUCUGGGAAGACGACUGCCGCGAAAUAAUGGAGCGUGCCGUUCACCAACAAAACCGUCAAGACGACAGUGUAUCGCAAGUGGACAUUCAGCCCACGUCGUCAGAACCUAUCCCAGGUCAAAACGUGCCUGACUUCGACGAAGACAGUCAGGACGAAGGUGUACCGCCAGGGGACAUUAAGCCCACGUCAGAACCUAUCCCGGAUUACAAUGCUCCGGAAUUCGACGAUGAAGCAUUAAAUGACGCACUGGAAGCCAUUGCUUCUUUUGCGUUGAAACAGGAAUUAAGCCCAUCACAUGGAGAAAACAGGACUCAAUCCGUCCUUGCACCGCCGUUACAAAUGCCUAUUGUAGAACCACCGCCGAAAAACGGUAGGUCACAAUUUUUAUUAACAAUCCAAAAUUUGGGAAUUAUUGAUUCUGAAUUGGCGGGGAAAUUUACCAAAGUAAGAUGAGUUUCGAGCGGUCCAAUCAUUGAUGGCUGGGACUUUCCUAGCCAAGAAGAAAAAUUUUGACUGAAACGCUUUUUGAUUCCCUAUCGAAGAAGAAUGUUUUUCUGAUGUUGCAGACGAUUUUUUGGAUAGACUACUCGGAAACUGACCAAGUUAUAUGUUUUCGACCAGCCCGAUUAUUCCUCUGCUUGAUAUACAAAAUGUUGGUGUUUGUUGCUGCAGAACUUGUCGAAUUUUUUUUUGUCGAGCCUUAUGGAUGUUAUACAUGGUCCUAAGAGGCCAGAGAACAAAAUUCGACAAGUUCUCCAGCAACAAACACUAACAUUUUGCAUAUCAAACGAAAAAUGAACAAUCGGGCUAGCCAAAAACAUAUAACUUGGUCAGUUUCCGAGUAGUCUACCAAAAAAUCGUCUGCAACAUUAGAAAAACAUCCUUUUUCGAGAGGGAAAACCUCAGUGCGAUGGAAGUAUGCACUGAGCAGUAGUGCGUACCUACCCUUUCAAUAGAAUUAGUUUCGCAAUAUGUGCACCGUGAUUUUUUCUCGUUUUUAUUAACCCAACGGUUACGUUUAGUCCCUAUUUGCAACACGGAAUCUGCUGAAGGAACGUCGGCACAAAGCGAACCCGUUGCUAGUCAAGCAGAAGACGAGCUGAAUGUCGAGGAACCAAAGAGGAAGCCGCGACGAACAGCAAUGGCGUGCACAGGUCCGAUGGCGACUCCGCUGGAAAGCUUCACGACCUCCGGCCGUCAUGUUUCAGUUGGAACGUCGCAGAGAAACAAUCCGAUCUACUACACAGCCAGCAACCGCUACAAAGGUUUUGGAUACAAGUUCUGUAAGCACAAGACCAACAAAGCAGGAACAUCUGUUCGUGUCAUCUGCUUCCAAUGCAAGUUGCUCGGAGAAAAAUCGAGGAACACCGUGGACACACGCACUAUGAUGUUGAAGACGGACCCGGAUGACGGCAAGCACGUCUGCAUGGAGCGAGGACACGGUUUUACCAUUACCAAAGUGUUGAUGGAGCAGCAAAUGCGGUAAGUACUGAAGAACAGUUCAUAUCAUGUUUGUUUCAGGUCGAUAAACCAGUUGGUGAAAAAACUUCCAAAUGCCAUAACACCUGAGAAGGGAUCCGAGAUGAUCUACAACAAGCUUAAGGAAUGCUUUGAAGGGCACCCAGAACAAAGUAAACUGCUUGGCAAACUCAAGACAAACAUCCGUAAAAGAAUGCUGUACCACGCUAACACAUCGGCUGGACUUGAAGAGACUCUCCCAACGUCCUGGGAAGACGACUGUCACGAAAUAAUGGAGCACACCGUUCACCAACGCGAUCAUGGCGAAGGUGUACCGCAAGUGGACGUUCAGCCCACGUCGUCAGAACCUAUCCCAGCUCAAAACGUGCCUGAAUUCGACGAUGAAGCGUUAAAUGAUGCACUUGAAGCCAUUGCCUCCUUUGCGUUGAAGCAGGAAGGUAAGUCACAAUUUUAUUAACAAUCCAAAAUUUGGGAAUUAUUGAUUCUGAAUUGACGGAGAAAUAUACCAAAUUGAGGCUUCGUGGAAACUGGACAGAGUGAAAUUGGACAGAAAUAAUUUGGACAGAGCGUGGAAAUUGGACAGGGUGAAAUUGGACAGAGUGAAACUCGACAGAUUUUUUUUCACUGCAAAAAAUAAUUAUUUGAUGAUUCAAUAUUGACAUUUCGUACGAUUGCAGCGAAAAUCUGUCCAAUUUCAUUCUGUCCAAUUUCACUCUGUCGAAUUUCACUCUGUCCAAUUUCCACGAAGCCCAAAUUGAUGGCUGGGACCUUCCUAGCCAAGCGGAAAAAUUUUGAAUGAAACGUUUUUUGAUUUCCCUAUCGAAAAAGAAUGUUUUUUUUUAAAUGUUGCAGACGAUUUUUUGGAUAGACUACUCGGAAACUGACCAAAUUAUAUGUUUUCUACCAGCCCGAUUAUUCCUCUUUGUUUGAUAUACAAAAUGUUGGUGUUUGUUGCUGCAGAACUGGUCGAAUUUUUUGCCGAGCCUCUUAGGACCAUGUAUACCAUCAAAUUGGAAAACUCGGCAAAUGCACUUGCAAGAAACUUGUUUUUUUUUGAGACUCGGUGAAAGAUACGGUGUGAUCUACCUGAAAAGUCCUAGUUGAAUCAAAUUGAGAAGUUUUCCUGGUUAAGAGAGCUUCGUACCGACCCCUCAAAAAAUGAAGAUAAUUUAGGAGAUUUCAACAGGCCCAUAUCGUAAUCUUUCAUCGACUCCCUAAAAAAUAAGUUUCUUGCAAGUGCAUUUGUCAAGUUUUCCGAUUUGAAGUUAUACAUGGUCUUAAGAGACUCGACAAAAAGUUCGACAAGUUCUCCAGCAAUAAACACCAACAUUUUGCAUAUCUAACGAAAGAGGAACAAUCGGGUUAGUCGAAAACAUAUAAUUUGGUCAGUUUCCGAGUAGUCUAUCCAAAAAAUCGACUGCAACAUUAGAAAAGAACUCUUUUUCGAGGGGGAAACCUCAGUGCGAAGGAAGAAUGCACUGUGCAGUGCCUUCCCUUUCAAAAGAAUUAGUUUCGCGCUAUUCUCGUUUUUAUUAACCCAAUGGUUACGUUUAGUCCCAAUUUGCAACACGGCAUCUACUGAAGGAACGUCGGCACAAAACGAACCCGAUGUUGGUCAAACAGAAGACGAGCUGAAUGUCGAGGAACCAAAGAGGAAGCCGCGACGAACAGCAAUGGCGUGCACAGGUCCGAUGGCGACUCCGCUGGAAAGCUUCACGACCUCCGGCCGUCAUGUUUCAGUUGGAACGUCGCAGAGAAACAAUCCGAUCUACUACACAGCCAGCAACCGCUACAAAGGUUUUGGAUACAAGUUCUGUAAGCACAAGACCAACAAAGCAGGAACAUCUGUUCGUGUCAUCUGCUUCCAAUGCAAGUUGCUCGGAGAAAAAUCGAGGAACACCGUGGACACACGCACUAUGAUGUUGAAGACGGACCCGGAUGACGGCAAGCACGUCUGCAUGGAGCGAGGACACGGUUUUCCCAUUACCAAAGUAUUGAUGGAGCAGCAAAUGCGGUAAGUACUCAGAAACAGCGUAAUGUCAUGUUUUUUUUGUUUCAGGUUGGUAAACCAGUUAGUGAAAAAACAUCCAAAUUCCAUAACGCCCGAGGAGGGAACCGAGAUGAUCUACAACAAGCUUAAGGAUUGCUUUGAAGGGCACCCAGAACAAAGUAAACUUAUCGGCAAACUCAAGACCAACAUCCGUAAAAGAAUGCUGUAUCACGCUAACACAUCGGCUGGACUUGAAGAGACUCUCCCAACGUCCUGGGAAGACGACUGCCGCGAAGUAAUAGAGCACGGCGUUCAACAAGACAGUCAGGACGAAGGUGUGCCGCAAGUGGAGAUUCAGCCCACGCCGUCAGAACCUAUCCCAGCUCAAAACGUGCCUGAAUUCGACGAUGAAGCGUUAAAUGAUGCACUCGAAGCCAUUGCCUCUGUUGAGUUGAAGAAGGAAUUGAGCCCACCACAUGGAGAAAACGGAACUCAAUCCGCCCUUGCACCGCCGUUACAAAUGCCAAUCGCUGAACCACUGCCGCAAAAUGGCAAGUCACCCUUCAUAUCCCUGUAAAAAAAAUACUUUUCUAAUUUCGCAGAUGGCUUAUUUUUAUAUAGACAACUGGGGAACCGACCAAAUCGGAUAUUUUCAGCUAACCCUUCCUCUUUCAUUUGAUAUACAAAAUAUUGGUUUUCUUGACGGAGAACUUGUCGAAUUUUUUUGCCGAGCCUUUUAUCAGUCUGGCCGAAAAAGAAUUACCCUCGUCGCAGCAUCGAAAUCGCAACCUCGAAAAUGAGCGGCACCGAAAGUUUGAGCGAUGCAUCGCAAAAGUGCGCGCGACGAGAGAAAAUCGCCAAAAUUUGGGGAAUUUUGUUGAUUGCACAGUGCAAAAAAGCCGUUUGCACUGUGCAAAACACACUUUUAUCGCCAGCGAUGCGUCGUUUUUGCUCUUUCUUUCGGCGACGCCCUCCAAAUUUCAAAUUGGGGUUUGGAGAGAGUGCGACGGAGGGGGGCGCGGAGGACAAUUCUUUUUCGGCCAGACUGAUAGGACCAUGUAAACAUCCAAUCGGAAGACCCGACAAAUUCACUUGCAAGAAACAUAUUUUUUAGGGAGUAGGUGAAAGAUUACGGUGUGGGCUAGCUGAAAAGCCCUAGUUCAAUUAGUUUGAAUAAACAUUUCCUGGGAAAAUGGCUUCGUAUCGAUAUUUCAGAAACGGAAGAAAUUAAGAAGCUUUCAACAGGCUCAGAUCGUAAUGUUUCACCGACUGCAUAAAAAACAUGUUUCUUGCAAGUGAAUUUACCAAGUCUUUCAAAUGAAUGUUCAACGUGGUCCCAAAAGGCUCGACAACAAAAUUCGACAAGUUCUCCGUCAAGACAAUCGAUAUUUUGCAUGUCAAACGAAAGAGGAACAAUUGGGCUAGCUGAAAAUAUCCGAUUUGGUCGGUUCCCCAGUUGUCUAUACAGAAAUAAACCAUCUGCAACAUUAGAAAAACAUUCUUCUGUUUGGCAAGAAAAUCCAAAAUAAAAAAAAUGUCUCCCGCCCAGUUUUGCGUUUCGUCCCAACGAAGUGUCACAAUUGACAGAAGAAAUAAUACAAUUCUGAUUGUGAGAUCGACAAACCACUCGAAAGACUUUGUUGUUGCAUUCCAUCAAGAGUUUAUUUCGCACUUCACACAUCGUGAAUUUUUCUCGUCUUUAUCAAUCCAACGGUUACGUUUAGCUUCAUUUUGGGAUGCCACGUCCGCAGCUGGGACCUCAGCACAAAGUGAAGUCGACACCGAACUAGUAGAAGACGAGCUGAAUGUCGAGGAACCAAAAAAGAAGGUGAGACGAACCGCAACCGUGUGCACAGGUCCGAUGGCGACGCCGAUGGAAAGCUUUACGACCUUCGGCCGUCGUGUUUCAGUUGGAACGUCGCAGAGAAACAAUCCGAUCUACUACACAGCCAGCAACCGCUACAAGGGUUUUGGAUACAAGUUCUCCAAGAAUGAAAACAAGACCAACAAAGCAGGAACAUCUGUUCGCGUUAUCUGCGUUCAAUGCAAGCUGCUAGGAGGAAGAUCGAGGAAUACCGUGGACACAACCACUAUGAUGUUGAAGUCGGACCCGGAUAAAGGCAAGCACAUCUGCAUGGAGCGAGGACACGGUUUGCCCACUACCAAAGUGUUGAUGGAGCAGAAAAUGCGGUAAGGAAUGAGGAACAGUUAAAUGUAAUGUCUGGUCUGGUUCAGGUCUUUAAACCAGUUAGUGAAAAAACAUCCAAACGCCAUAACACCCCAGAAGGGAUCCGAGAUCAUCUACAACAAGGUUAAGGAAUGCUUUGAAGGGCACCCACAACAAAGUGCAAUACUUGGCAAACUCAAGACAAACGCCCGUAAAAGAAUGCUGUACCACGCUAACACAUCGGCGCCGUCAGAAUCUAUCCCGGAUAAAAGCGUGCCCGACUUCGACGAUGAAGCAUUAAAUGAUGCACUCGAAGCUAUUGCCUCUGUUGCGUUCAAGCAGGAAUUGAGCGCACCAGAUGAAGAAAACGUAUACUGGUUGACAAAAUUUUCUUUCCUCCUCGUAUCUCGGGAACCACUGGGCCUAGAACCUCCAAAUUCGGCAUAG
Messenger RNA from Bursaphelenchus xylophilus (pine wood nematode), 8879 nucleotides. Lineage: Eukaryota; Metazoa; Nematoda; Chromadorea; Rhabditida; Aphelenchoididae. The record is from the annotation of a GenBank genome assembly.